UGGAUCUUAAUCUCAAGCUUGACAAACAUAAUUGUAUUCAACAUACUAGGCCUACCUAUAGAGCUAUCAUCUUUCACGACCAAGACGCGAUACAGGAGUCGAUCUGGAUUUAUCUCUACUAAUCCAAGAGCAUAAUUCACUCGGCAUGUCAAACCGCCGGACGCCAGCUGAUGUCGAUCAAACUCAUUCCGCAAUCCCUUCAUCCGGAUCGAACGAACAACUACAAGAUAACCAGCCCCGCACUCAAGCACAUUCCCUUUCUUCUUCUUCUGCUUCUUUCCACCAAUCCACUCCCGUACCAGCAACUGCUACAGGCGACCGGCAGUGGUUUCCACCAUCUCAGCAGAUGAUCGUCACCAGCUCUUCCUUCUAUGACCCUGCUCAAGCCUCGGCCUUUACACCCCAGCAGCCUACUAUAAAUGUCUGGGAUACCCAAUUCACAGGUCCAGGUGGAGAAUACUUUCCCCGACAACACACCACAUACCACCAGCCGUAUCGCUUUGAAGGAGCAGGGACAAACCAGUAUUCAUUUCCUCAAGACCAAGUUCAACAGCAGCAGCAACAUUCACAAGCACGCCCCGUGGCACCCGCUACACGGCGCUCGGCACGUGGUAGUGCCAGGUCUUCUGGGUACUAUAGGCAGGGGGGCACACAAAGCCAGCAAUACUCGCAAGUCCCUCCUUCCGUUCCUCCCAAUCCUCCUUCAGCCCAACCUCCUCCUCAGCCGUCUCAACAGCCAACAGGCCAAUCCCUCGCUGCACAGCGUACGACUCAAUUAAUCUCAGCUCAAUUCUCACCAGUGCAGGCUGAACAGCAGUACCCGGCUCAGCAGCCCCAGCCCCAUUUCUCCUCUCCCCCUCCGCCUACCCAGUCCCAAUUCCAGAUCCAACAAACCCAAUUUCCCACCUACCUCACAGUUUUCCCAGAGUCAGCCUCAGGCUAGGCCGCAUAAUCAGUUCUCGCAACCCCAUCAUCCUCAUGUUCCAACGCAAUCGCACGCACCCCCUCACGCUCCAACGCAAUCGCAUGUGCACCCUCAUGUCCCUACGCACCCCCAAUCUCAACCCCAGGUCCACACCCCUCCGAAUCCACCCCAGCAGUCUCAACACUAUUCAGGACCGUCAGAUCCAUAUU
Molecule: messenger RNA, 1134 nt
Organism: Suillus subalutaceus
Lineage: Eukaryota; Fungi; Basidiomycota; Agaricomycetes; Boletales; Suillaceae
Exons: 3
Coding region: 146-943 (265 amino acids)
Source: RefSeq, a predicted model, not a curated record